Protopolystoma xenopodis is the source of this 258-nucleotide messenger RNA. NCBI's taxonomy places the organism in Eukaryota, Metazoa, Platyhelminthes, Monogenea, Polystomatidea, Polystomatidae. The record is from the annotation of a GenBank genome assembly.
AUGGGCAUUCAAUUGGCUUAUUCCCGCCUCCGGUCGCCUAGAGACGGUCACUUGCCCCCACCAAUCUACGAGAGUGGCUCUUUGCGCCGCUUUCACCUUGGCCGAACAGAUGCGAUUAGAUCCUGCUCCCCGGAGACGUUAAAUUUCACACGCGCGAUGCAAGGGGUAACGGGAAGUCUUGACCAUAAGGUAAAUUCCUCUGUUACCCUGCCUGUACUCACUAAUUACAGCCCCUUUCGUUAUCUACUGCCAUUGUAA